This is a messenger RNA of Aspergillus caelatus, 1212 nucleotides long. RefSeq names its product PQ-loop repeat-containing protein. NCBI's taxonomy places the organism in Eukaryota, Fungi, Ascomycota, Eurotiomycetes, Eurotiales, Aspergillaceae. Gene Ontology annotation, cellular component: fungal-type vacuole membrane. Gene Ontology annotation, biological process: basic amino acid transmembrane export from vacuole. The transcript has 5 exons. Bases 124 to 1095 code for a protein of 323 amino acids. The record is from RefSeq and is a predicted model, not a curated record.
CUAUCUUAGUGACUCAUGUGCUAUCACGUUACAUCCGAGCGCGUCGCGAGAUAGCUAACUUUUUUCCCUUAUCUCUCCUCAGAUCGCCGGCAGAUUCAAACCAUCGCUCACCCAGGAAAGAAAAUGCCGACACUGUGGUCGCAGGUCAGUAGUAUGGCUUCGGCAGAACCCGUACCGUUAACCGCCCGUGAGGCUGCCUCUGGGCUCUUGGGAUCUAUUUCUUUGACCUGUUGGAUCUUUGUCCUGGUGCCUCAACUUAUCGAAAAUUAUCGCAAUGGCAAUGCGGAGGCCAUCUCUCUUGUCUUUCUCGGCGUUUGGUUCGUCGGUGACGUAACCAACCUAAUCGGAGGCCUUUGGGCCGGGCUGGUUCCCGUAAUUGUGGCUAUUGCUGUUUAUUUUUGUAUCGCAGAUGGUGUGCUUAUCGGGCAAUGUCUCUACUACAAGAUGCGGAAUUCGCGUCUUCAGGCCUUCCACCGUCGACGUUCUUCCGUGGAAACGCCUGACCCGACCACCCCGUUGCUGGGCCGGCGCUUUAGCGACAGCCUUCAUGAUGGACCGGCUUCGCGCCGUCGGUCAUGGGCGUCACAGCACCGUGACGGCCAUGCUAAUGGACCCGACGAUACACUAGCGAAAAUUGUCGAGGAGAAUGAGGCCGGUCGUAGUGCGUGGAUCAAGAACUUCAGCAGCGUCCUGGCCAUCUGCGUGAUUGGAAUGGGUGGAUGGACGAUCGCAUGGCAAUCUGGUGUUUGGCAACCGGCACCUCAGGAGGAUGGUGGAGGUGCCGAGAUAGCCGUUGGAGCCCAGGUAGUUGGGUAUUUCAGCGCGAUCUGCUAUCUGGGUGCACGUCUUCCGCAGAUUUACAAGAACUGGAAGGACAAAUCUUGCGAGGGGCUCUCGCUUUUGUUCUUUAUUCUCUCCCUCUUGGGAAAUUUGACUUAUGGCGCUGGUAUCCUUUGUCAUUCAACGGAGAAAAACUACAUUGUCACAAAUAUACCUUGGCUGCUGGGAUCGCUGGGCACGAUGGUCGAGGAUAUCACGAUUUUUAUACAAUUUCGUCUAUAUGCGGUUGCGGACUCAACAGCCGCAGGGCCAUGAUUGUGAAGGGCCAGGGUACAGCCACGCUAAUAGUUUAGCGCAUUGAUCGACUCUACGGGGACGCGGCGUGGUUCCGUUAGUUGGUCGCGCUUAUCAAAAGUUGUGUCGAGUUUUUUU